Molecule: messenger RNA, 2071 nt
Organism: Larimichthys crocea (large yellow croaker)
Lineage: Eukaryota; Metazoa; Chordata; Actinopteri; Sciaenidae
Gene: asnsd1
Product: asparagine synthetase domain containing 1
Exons: 3
Coding region: 27-1862 (611 amino acids)
Molecular function (GO): asparagine synthase (glutamine-hydrolyzing) activity
Source: RefSeq, a predicted model, not a curated record
AUGUAAGACUGACCUGCAUCACAACAAUGUGCGGCAUCUUUUGUCUGUUGAGUUUGUCGCCGUCUCAGUUCGAGUGGGACAAAACGGUUCAGGAACAUUUGAAGAGACGAGGGCCCAACCUGAGCCAGGAUGUCACGGUCAGAGGUCCCUGCUAUCAGUGUUUAUUCUCUGCCCACGUUCUUCACAUGAGAGGCCUUCUUACCCCUCAGCCAGUUCAAGACACCACUGGGAAUGUGUUGAUGUGGAAUGGGGAGAUUUUCGGAGGUCUCUCCGUGCUGCCAGAGGAAAAUGACACUGCGGUCGUUGCUCAUCGUCUGUCAUCCUGCAGCAGCCCUUCAGAGAUUCUCUCUGUUCUGUCCACUAUCCAGGGACCGUGGGGGUUUGUUUACUACCAGAAGGCUGCAGACUCCCUCUGGUUUGGCAGAGACUUCUUUGGUAGGCGGAGUUUGUUGUGGAAAUUUGAUGCUGAUGCGAACGCCUUGACCCUGACCUCUGUGGCAGCACACAGUUCUGGAUCUGAUAAACCUGCUUGGCAAGAAGUCCCAGCAGCUUGUGUGUACAGGAUUGACCUGAAGGCAGUUGCAGAAGCCGGCUCUGUGACAUUGGAGGUUUAUCCCUGGGUACGUGGAGGAAAUGAUCUUGUUACGAGCUGCAGUGAAGCUAUAUUGGAGUCUGUUCCCAGCGGCUGCACUGCUGUGAUGAACCAGUCAGGCCUCGUACUCACCUCACCCGUGUGCCCUCUUAAUCAGUCCAUCCCAAAGUCAUUAAAUGAGACAGAAAUUAAUUCACAUUUAUGUGUUCAGGAUCUGAAAGAGCUGCUUGCAAACCAAGAGGAAACCGAUGAGGUGAACCGUCUUAUCGAUGUUCUCAGUGAGGCAGUAAGGCGGCGUGUUCAGCUUCUUCCUUUCCGGGUACAAAACAGUUCCCCUCCUACUAAUGACCAGGCUAGUGUUGCUAUACUCUUUUCAGGAGGGAUUGAUUCAAUGAUCCUGGCUGCCUUAGCUGACCGUCACAUACCUGCUCAUCAUCCAAUAGACCUUCUCAAUGUGGCAUUUAAACUAAAGGAGCCAAAGAAGCAGAAAGAGUCUGCAAAACCCUCCAGAAAACACAAAAAUAAGCCCACAGAUCCCAAGACCCACACAUCUGACUCCCAAACAUCCAGCCCCUUCGACGUUCCUGACAGAAUUACUGGAAAAGCCGGUCUCAAGGAAUUGCAUGACUUGAAUCCUGAGAGAAGAUGGAAUUUUGUUGAAAUCAACGUAACGCAGGAGGAGCUGCAGAAAAUGCGCGAGGAGCGCAUUUGUCAUUUGGUGCACCCGCUGGACACGGUGCUUGAUGACAGCAUCGGAUGUGCUGUGUGGUUCGCAGCGAGAGGGACAGGGUUCAUCAUGACCAGAGGCGAUGACCAGACGCCCUUCACGUCGUCCGCAAAGGUCAUUUUAACAGGAAUUGGAGCAGAUGAGCAGCUAGCAGGUUACUCCAGACACAGAGUCCGGUUUAAGAUGUCUGGACACGAGGGGCUGAUCCAGGAACUGGCCAUGGAGCUGGGCCGGAUCUCUUCUAGGAAUUUGGGCAGAGAUGACAGAGUGAUCGCAGACCAUGGCAAAGAGGCGAGAUUUCCUUACUUGGACGAGGAUGUGGUGAGCUUCUUGAAUUCUCUGCCCGUGUGGGAGAAGGCAGAUCUGUCGCUUCCUCGAGGAGUUGGGGAGAAACUCCUCCUGAGACUGGCGGCGAAGCAGCUGGGCCUCGGCCAGUCAGCCGUCCUGCCCAAGAGAGCCAUGCAGUUUGGCUCCCGCAUCGCAAAGAUGGAGGACAAAUGUGAAAAGGCCUCUGACAAAUGCACAAGACUCCUCACUGGGUAGACGAAUCAUGAAUUGUGAUAGAGUAUAAAAAUCAUUUUAAUAGAACAAAUCAGUAUAAAAUUACACACAAUAUUUAAAGGCACAUUUACAGUUUAAAUUCAUGAUUUCCAGUCACAGACAGGUGUUUGAAGUUGGCCAAGAUUUCACAUCGAAUUUGUUUUGUGCUCAUCUUGGAUGUUUGUUAACAAUAAAUCUGGUAGUUUUGUCCA